CUCAUUCCUGCGUUUUACGUGCUAGGUCAACUUACUUUCAUUCAGCUUUAUCCAGUGACUGGGUUAAAACUGAUGGAAACUUUAUCGUGUUUGAAAAGUCUAAUAUCUCCCCUGAAGUAUUUCAAAUGAUAUUAAGAUAUUUAUAUUCUGGUACUAUUAACCUCGAAAAUCAACAUCCCACGCGUAUAAUGGAUCUCUUGGCUGCUGCUGAUGAAUUGAUUCUCACUGAACUUGUAAAUUAUUUGAAAGAUUACCUUUUAACAUAUUAUGAUAAAUGGAUUCGUCAGCAUCCACUUCAAAUUCUUUAUCAUAUCGCUUUUCGACUUGAUUCUUGUAAAGACCUUCAAGAUAUUUGUUUAAAAUAUAUUUGUGAAAAUCCAACUUCAGUUGCUGAUACGGGGGAAAUAAUUGGAGGUUAUAAUCCAGAAAGUUGGAAAGGUGGAUUUUUUGGUCAUUGGACUAAAUCAUUGGACAGCUUUAUUUUUUCUUUGGGAGUUGAAA
Messenger RNA from Scutellospora calospora, 501 nucleotides. Lineage: Eukaryota; Fungi; Glomeromycota; Glomeromycetes; Diversisporales; Gigasporaceae. The record is from the annotation of a GenBank genome assembly.